AUGGAUUCCGAGGAAUCUGAAGUGUUCUAUCUCUCCUGUCGUUCAUCCGUUCUACAUGGCCCGAGGGCGUCUUCUCGCGAAGUCUCCGCGAUGCCAAGACAUUGCACCACCAACAUCCUACAAAAAGGCGCCUUCGACAGGCUAUGCUAUGAUCUAAUGCCGUUCUCCUCUCUCUCUACCAAAUCCAACUCUACCAACGGAACUGAAGACGGCGCUGGCGGCGACCACCGUAAAAAGCGUCGCAACCGCACUACUCAGUCCUGCAUUAACUGCCAUGCAACCAAGCGUAUGUGUGACAGGAAACGUCCCUGCACUCGCUGCACCCAGCUGGGCCUGACCGGAAACUGCGUCUACGAGGUAGACGACAGGGAGCGCGAGCGGAAUGCACUAGCAGCAGCUGCCGACAACGGGGGGAAAACCGAUGCAUCGACCCUCCCUGCCCUUGCCAGCGAUGUUUCUCAUUUGCGAUCUCGCAUUGCCGAGCUGGAAGGCGUCAUCCGCGAGCUGAAGAACAAGCCACACCCACGAUGGAUGACUACUUCGCCGCAGCAGAUCCAAACUCCUGAUACGCCCCCCAAGACACCAUCGUCACCGACUAGUCUUACAUUGCGCCCAGCUUAUCCCCUUCAGAGCGCACGCUUCGAGUCCACGCCGCCGCCAGACGAUGUCGACCCCGCGCUCGAUUCACUCCUGAAGUUUUUCAUGUACGACGGGUUUGACUCCCCUUUCGCGGACCACAACAUGCGGAGAUGCGGUUGUGCCACCGAGGGCGCCUGUUAUAGCGCUCUCAUCGAGCUAUCGUCACGGCUACGCGACGCCAAAGAAGCGCUGGCCCUUUCUCCCAGCCAUAUGGGCUCAAGCUGUCGAUUACACUCUUGUAUCGACGCCAUUGACCGUCUCAUAAAUAACUCCCUCCUCCGUGGCAGCCCCCCGAGUCCGCAAAUAAUGGGCCGGGCAACUCCGACGAACCCAUACGCUAAUUUCACCACAUAUGGGAACCAAUUCCAACUCGUCCCUGGGAGGACGCCUAUGGGAGGGUACGACGCUUAUGGGACCUAUGAGCAGGACGCGUUCAUGUCAUGGAACCAAGACCGGAUACCGCAGCGUUUCGCGUAG
Mycena indigotica is the source of this 1116-nucleotide messenger RNA. RefSeq names its product C6 finger domain. Bases 1 to 1116 code for a protein of 371 amino acids. The transcript has 5 exons. Gene Ontology annotation, biological process: regulation of DNA-templated transcription. Gene Ontology annotation, molecular function: zinc ion binding; DNA-binding transcription factor activity, RNA polymerase II-specific. NCBI's taxonomy places the organism in Eukaryota, Fungi, Basidiomycota, Agaricomycetes, Agaricales, Mycenaceae. The record is from RefSeq and is a predicted model, not a curated record.